Messenger RNA from Rhopilema esculentum, 2189 nucleotides. The record is from RefSeq and is a predicted model, not a curated record. NCBI's taxonomy places the organism in Eukaryota, Metazoa, Cnidaria, Scyphozoa, Rhizostomeae, Rhizostomatidae.
GGUGGAGGAAGCUCUGAGUGAGUUUCGUGAAGAAAGAUCUGCAAACUAGAUAUGCAAACUGAAUACAUUCCUGUACUUUGAGCGUAUAUUGAUUGUCUAAUGUAAGCUUCAGAGAUUUUUACUAUGUUAAAUGUUUGCCACAAGUACUUAGAGCACCCAACAAUUUGCACUGUGUUUCGAUACAUUUCACGAAAACUUCUACUUCCGCCCCCCCCCAAAUAGUGUUGAUAGUUUAGACAAAUAUUUUUGUCAACAUUGUUCAAGAGGAGGGGGGAUGGCAGGAUUUUGUCUUGUAGACUGACGAUUGUGUGCCAAUACUUUCGGCAGCAACUUAGAUUUUUAGAAUACAUUCGACAUGGUUAUUCUGAAAAUUAAUUAGGCAUAGAAUGAUCAAUUCCAUUAAUCGUGUGCCAUACUACAAAACUACGUCAGGAAACUGUGACAUUGAGAUGCAAGACAGGGCAUCAUCAACAAGUGAGAAAAAGAAAGAAAAGAAAGGAUACAAGAGACAAAAGUAUAGCCUACUACCAGAAGGACAAGAUAUAUUUAGAAUAACACAAGGCCUAGACAAAAACAAUGAGGAAAGUGUGUCAUUCCAGUUUCGCAGAUCUCACUGGUACCUCAGGGCAAAAAGAGGUCAGUGUAUCAUUGAGCCACGGAGGUCUACGAAGCAUUUCGAGAAGGAGUGCACCUUCUUUCCGAUGACUGACUUGUGGUUCCAUGGUUUUGUCUCUUUCGAAUCUACAGAGAAAGCGGCACAUUACCUAAGGCUAAGAGAUGGUCAUUUGUACGUCGAUCGAUACAACGGGACACAAGCAUUCAAAGAAGAGGCAAGCUUUUUCCUUAAGAAGAAAAGCGAGUAAAAGAGCCCCAGUUUCAAGAAAAUCUGACAAUUCAAUUAGAAAACAAUCUGAAGUGUAAUUUUUUUAGGUUUCAUUAAAUGCAUUGUAUUUGACAGAACAAGUUAUAGCUAGCAAUGAAUAACGCGAAAUAGAGUAGAUUGAAUCUUAGGUAGUUUUCAUGCUUUAGGAAAAGAAAUAUUUUGUAACGCAGGCACGCCGGAGCCGGGGGGGGUGCUGGGCGGGCUACAGCCCCCCAAUUAUUCGCAUUAUGUAUGAUUUCAAGUAUGAUAAUAAGGUUGUGGCAUCAAAAAUAAUGGUGGCAAACCACGUAAUGAGCCUCUACUUUUCUAACCCCACCGCCACCCCCCCCCCCACUCUAGAAUGUGAUCCGGCGUCCCUGUAACGUGCUCCAUUAUUUAAGGAUUUGAUAGUUUCAGUCAUUUCCUUAAUACCAGUUGAUUUAGAUAUAACUUGCAAUAAAGGGGCGUGAGCAAAGAACGUGCAUGAAUUAUUGCUUAUUGCAGAAAUUUUUGUAGCUGUUAUGUCACUUGGCUGGGAUAUCUUUCCUUGGUAUGGUUUCGGAAUGUUUUUAGCAUUUUAAGAAACAAAUCCUCUGAGCCAUUGGUUUUGGCUUAUCAUUUAAUUUGUUCUAUAAACUAAAUAGUCACUUUUGCUUUUCUUGUAUAUCUGUUCAUAAUCUACAGGCCCGUUAUUACAAAUGUAAAAUGUUACGAAUGAUUUAAUUGUCUUUGCAGCUCGAUAUAAUUUCCAGAGUUCAACAUAAUCUGCACAAGAAUCAAUACAGUGAUGGAGCGUUUGUGGGGGGGAUGGGGGUGGGGGGCAUGUCUUGUAUUUUAUCCAUUAUAUCAAUGAACGUGUGUUAAAAUUUCGGAAAAAGUUUAAUUUCAAGGCAAAAUCCCAUUAGCAAACCAAUAUAUAAAUAUGUGCAGCUUCGAAUAGAAUAAAUCAUACAACUUAAGAACUUUUAAAUUGGAAAAGAUAGGAGUAGAAGGAGAGGUAGAGUUCAUAAAAGCCAUUUUUCGAGCAAGUUUCUUCAAUAUAAUGUAUAUCGAUUUAGUAUGAAUGCCAUGGGCAAGACCCAAACCAACGAUUCCAUCAGGCACCGCGCAGCCAUUGCGCUAGCAGGGGCUAUAACCCCCCCCCCCAACUUUUUUGCAAUAACAGGCUAGACAUAUUUUUGCUUUAUUCAAACACAACCUUGGAAAGUUUACUCCUAUGUAGUAGCAGUUUGUCUUGACUGGAAACCAUUUUUGUUCCUUUUCUAGAAGUUUUUUUCUUAACUAAUGAUAUGAUGUAAUUUUAACUUGGUUAGCUUGGUGUUUUGUU